Messenger RNA from Dicentrarchus labrax (European seabass), 2342 nucleotides. RefSeq names its product ectonucleoside triphosphate diphosphohydrolase 3 (gene entpd3). Gene Ontology annotation, cellular component: plasma membrane. Bases 120 to 1622 code for a protein of 500 amino acids. NCBI's taxonomy places the organism in Eukaryota, Metazoa, Chordata, Actinopteri, Moronidae. The transcript is spliced from 11 exons. Gene Ontology annotation, molecular function: GDP phosphatase activity; UDP phosphatase activity. The record is from RefSeq and is a predicted model, not a curated record. Gene Ontology annotation, biological process: nucleoside diphosphate catabolic process.
CCCUUGCUCUCUCUCUCUCGUUGCUGCUCCCCUGUUUCCUGCUGUGUUUUUUCAUCCCUUCUUCAGAGCCAUCUCACUCCCACUCACAACUAGGAUCAACAGACCAGCUCUUCAAGGAAAUGGCCUCCAAACGGCCAAUCGGCUACAAGUGUCGCAUAGCAUCAGUGCUACUUCUCCUGUUGGCCAGUAUUGCUGCCCUUGUUGCUGUUGCCGUCAUCCAGGACAAAUGGAAGUUUACACAGUACAGCAUACAGUAUGGCAUAGUGAUAGAUUCGGGAUCAUCUCGUUCCAAUAUGUACCUGUACGAGUGGCCAGGGGAGAAGCAGAAUGAAACAGGAGUGGUGACUGAGGUACUGAACUGUCGAGUUUCUGGUACACCUAUCUCAGAAAUGAAAGUUGACCCACAACAAGAUGCAAAAUCGUGGAUAGGAUUCCAAGCCUGCAUAGAUAACGUCACUAAAGCCAUUCCUGCUGAAAAACACAAAAACACACCUCUCUUUCUGGGAGCUACAGCUGGAAUGAGACUGCUACAUGAGAAGGAUGAAAACAGGUCCAAUGAAAUCCUGGAAAGUCUCAAAGAAUACCUAAGUUCUUUGCCUUUCAACUUCCAAAACGCUUCCAUCAUUAGUGGUCAGGAAGAAGGGCUGUAUGGGUGGGUCACUGCCAACUACCUCAUGGGAAACUUACUAGAGAAAAACCUGUGGAACCGCUAUAUACAUCCAGAAGGGGCAAAGACUGUAGGGUCCAUGGACCUCGGUGGAGCGUCAACACAGAUCGCCUUUGAAAUCCAGGAUGAGCUGCAGGGGCCUGACUACAAGCAUGUCAAACUGUACGGCUAUCCUUACAAUGUCUACACACACAGUUUUCUCUGCUAUGGGAAAAAUGAGGCUGAGAAGAUUAUUUUGGACAAAAUAAUCCAGGGAGCAUAUGACCCAACCAACAUUGCUAACCCCUGCUACCCUGAAGGUUUCAACAUCACCAUAACAGCCUCAUCUAUUUAUGACACAGAGUGCACAAAGAAACCAGAAGGAUACAGCCCGGAUCAAAAAUUCUUUAUGGUGGGAACUGCCGACUCAGAAAUGUGCAGGAGCAUAGUGAAGUCCAUAUUUGAUUUCAAGACAUGUUCCUCAUCUCAUUGUUCCUUCAAUGGGGUUGAGCAGCCACCCGUCACUGGAGAUUUUAAGGCAUAUGCAGGAUUCUUCUAUACUGCUAGGGCGCUGCUGAUGAACGGGACGUCAGAUCUUGAUCAAUUCAACGCCUCAGUUAGUAAAUUAUGCCACACACCUUGGACAGAGCUGAGGAAAGAAAAGUACUGGAUCUCUGAGAAAUACCUUAAGACUUACUGUUAUGGAGGUCACUAUGUCUUCUCUUUGCUGGCGGAUGGAUACAAGUUUGACAAAGAGACCUGGAAAAAUAUUUACUUCGAAGAAAAGAUAAAGAAAACCAGCAUAGGUUGGAGUUUGGGCUACAUGCUGAGUAUGUCCAACAUGGUCCCAUCUGAAGUGAAAGAAAUCCCUCCCUUGACAGACCCCGUCUUUGCCGGCCUUAUCUUUCUAUUUUCUGCACUAACCAUUAUAACUGUUGUCUUAGUUUUCAUCAUAUUCAUUCGCACCUGCUACUGAGAGUGCAUGUUAAAUGGAAUGAUCUGCCUUUGUAAGCCUGGGGGGUUCCCGUAAUCCUCUGAAGUAUCGUUGCAGUAGCAUGUGCCAAAAAUUUGAUAUUGAGAGUUACUAAUGAAAAUGUUUUUUUUAGCCUGAGCCAUUUACUGCCUUCUGUUUCUGAGUUUUUUAAUGACAACCUCUCACUGUGUAUCCCGCUAGUGUCUUUCAGCUAGUAGUAAAAACCACCUCUAAAAGGUAAUAAAACACUUUUUAAAUGUUGUACCUCAGGGAAACUCACAUUGUUGUAAAUAAUGGGAUCUGUUUACAUUAAAUUUUUCAAGUUUCAGUAAAGGGAAAUAUUGUCGUUGGUCACACAAUGGUUUACCUGAAUGAUGCAUAGUUGAAGACAGGACACCCAGACAGUUCCACAUGAUUGUUCUGGUUUCACAUUAUGUAAUCUCAAUGUUGUGUUAUCUUUUAAUGAGAUUCUAUGUGUACAUUCACACUUGGGCACUUACAUACACACAUAGACCCUCAGGCAAAAGUAUGAGCUAUUCACUCACUGAUUAAUUGUUUUUUCCUGUAUUAUACAUGUUAUUGCACUGAAUGGAUCUGCUUUACAUACAAAUUGAUAGCACUCAGCUACAGCUUUAAUGUAGUGUUUUAUACUAAAGCUACACAACAAUACUCUGCAUUUACUGAAUGAAAACCUCCCUAAUAAACAAUGUAUUGAAUGUGCAA